Messenger RNA from Mauremys reevesii (Reeves's turtle), 723 nucleotides. Its product is annotated as zinc finger protein 300-like. The record is from RefSeq and is a predicted model, not a curated record. Lineage: Eukaryota; Metazoa; Chordata; Testudines; Geoemydidae.
AGCUUCAGUCAGCGCUCACACCUUAUCACACAUCAGAUAAUCCACACAGGAGAGAAGCCCUACACAUGCUCUGAGUGCGGGAAAAGCUUCAAUCAGCGCUCAAACCUUAUCACACAUCAGAGAAUCCACACAGGGGAGAUGCCCUACACGUGCUCUGAGUGCGGGAGCUUCAGUCGGCGCUCAAGCCUUAUCACACAUCAGAGAAUCCACACGGGGGAGACGCCCUACACAUGCGCUGAGUGCGGGAAAAGCUUCAGUCGGCGCUCAAGCCUUAUCACACAUCAGAGAAUCCACACAGGGGAGAUGCCCUACAUGUGCUCUGAGUGUGGGAAAAGCUUCAGUCAGCUCUCAAACCUUAUCACACAUCAGAGAAUCCACACAGGGGAGAUGCCCUACACGUGCUCUGAGUGCGGGAAAAGCUUCAGUCGGCGCUCAAGCCUUAUCACACAUCAGAGAAUCCACACGGGGGAGACGCCCUACACAUGCGCUGAGUGCGGGAAAAGCUUCAGUCGGCGCUCAAGCCUUAUCACACAUCAGAGAAUCCACACAGGGGAGAUGCCCUACAUGUGCUCUGAGUGUGGGAAAAGCUUCAGUCAGCUCUCAAACCUUAUCACACAUCAGAGAAUCCACACAGGGGAGAGGCCCUACUCGUGCUCUGAGUGCGGGAAAACCUUCAAUCGGGGCUCACACCUUAUCAGACAUCAGAGAAUCCACACAGGAUAG